This is a messenger RNA of Desarmillaria tabescens, 618 nucleotides long. RefSeq lists its product as uncharacterized. Lineage: Eukaryota; Fungi; Basidiomycota; Agaricomycetes; Agaricales; Physalacriaceae. The coding region runs from base 1 to 618 and encodes 205 amino acids. The transcript has 3 exons. Gene Ontology annotation, molecular function: protein-N-terminal-alanine acetyltransferase activity; protein N-terminal-serine acetyltransferase activity. The record is from RefSeq and is a predicted model, not a curated record.
AUGGCUCCAGCGAAUAAGUUCUGCUUUCCCAUCCCGGCGGUAUUGGAGAGCGAGCGCGUCAAGUUGGUUCCUUUCGAUUUCGCUGUUCACACGAAACUACUAAUUACAGCCUGCUCUGAUGUCAGCAGCUACGAUUUCAUCCCCAUGGGUCCGUUCAAGGAUGAAGAAGAGUUUAUGGCCACUUUCCAGAACGAGAAGGCGGAAGAUAAGGGGACGAUUAUGUUCGCGGUGUAUGACAGAACCAAGGAGGAGGGAUACGCAGGAAGGACGCAUGUAACGUCCAACGCGAUCGGGAUCCUCUUGAAACACUCACUUGAUCUUCCUGAGGAUGGUGGCCUUGGCUUGCGGAGAGUGGUUUGGCAGGCCAGUGCAGCCAAUGUCGCUAGUAUUAGGACAGCGAAGAGGAUGGGGUUCAAGCAGGAGGGGGUUCUGAGGUGGCAUAAAGCGUGGCCUGAAUCCAAGUCCCGUGGUGCAAAUGGAAUUCGUGUGAGAAAGGGGGAUCCUGGGAAGGAAGUGUUUCCAUUGGGACGAGAUACUGUGGUUUUGAGUAUAUGUUGGGAUGAUUGGGAAGGUGGGGUACGAGCUCAUGUUGAGGCGACGAUGGCGCGAACAGAAUAA